CCCCCUCAGACUCCACACCUGGUGAACCUGAACGAAGACCCCCUGAUGUCUGAAUGUCUGCUCUACCACAUCAAAGAUGGUGUCACCAGGGUUGGCCAGGUUGACGUGGACAUCAAGCUGACUGGGCAGUUCAUUCGGGAGCAACACUGUCUGUUCCGGAGCAUCCCUCAGCCAGACGGAGAAGUGCUGGUCACCCUGGAGCCCUGUGAAGGAGCCGAGACCUACGUCAACGGGAAACUUGUGACUGAGCCCGUGGUGCUGAAGUCAGGGAAUAGGAUUGUGAUGGGCAAGAACCACGUUUUCCGCUUCAAUCACCCGGAGCAGGCGCGGCUAGAGCGGGAGCGAGGGGUCCCCCCGCCCCCAGGACCACCCUUCGAGCCCGUCGACUGGAACUUUGCCCAGAAGGAACUGCUGGAGCAGCAAGGCAUUGACAUCAAGCUGGAGAUGGAGAAGAGGCUGCAGGAUCUGGAGAACCAGUACCGAAAAGAAAAGGAGGAGGCUGAUCUUCUGUUGGAGCAGCAGCGGCUGUACGCGGACUCUGACAGCGGGGACGACUCCGACAAGCGCUCCUGCGAAGAGAGCUGGCGGCUCAUCUCGUCCUUGCGCGAGCAGCUGCCGCCCACCACGGUCCAGACCAUCGUCAAGCGCUGCGGCCUGCCCAGCAGCGGCAAGCGCAGGGCCCCCCGCAGGGUGUACCAGAUCCCCCAGCGACGGCGGCUGCAGGGCAAAGACCCCCGCUGGGCCACCAUGGCCGACCUGAAGAUGCAGGCAGUGAAGGAGAUCUGCUACGAGGUGGCCCUGGCCGACUUCCGCCACGGGCGGGCCGAGAUCGAGGCCCUGGCUGCCCUCAAGAUGCGGGAGCUGUGCCGCACCUACGGCAAGCCUGAGGGGCCUGGGGACGCCUGGAGGGCCGUGGCCCGGGAUGUCUGGGACACGGUGGGCGAGGAGGAAGGCAGCGGAGGUGGAGGUGGCGGCAGUGAGGAGGGAGCCCGCGGCGCAGAGGUGGAGGACCUCCGGGCCCACAUCGACAAGCUGACGGGGAUCCUGCAGGAGGUGAAGUUGCAGAACAGCAGCAAGGACCGCGAGCUGCAGGCCCUGAGGGACCGCAUGCUUCGCAUGGAGAGGGUCAUCCCCCCGACCCAGGAUCACGAGGAUGAGAACGAAGAAGCUGGUGAGGCCACGUGGGCCCAGCCCCAAGGGUCUGAGGCAGCGGAGCAGGAGGCCCCCAGUGACCGAGCACCUCCCGCGCGGCCCUCCUCGCCGCCCCUGUCGAGCUGGGAGCGGGUGUCGAGGCUGAUGGAGGAGGACCCCGCCUUCCGUCGGGGGCGCCUUCGCUGGCUCAAGCAGGAGCAGCUGCGGCUGCAGGGACUGCAGGGCUCCGGGGGCCGGGGCGGGGGGCUGCGCAGACCCCCCGCCCGCUUCGUGCCCCCUCACGACUGCAAGCUGCGCUUCCCCUUCAAGAGCAACCCCCAGCACCGCGAGUCCUGGCCGGGGGCGGGGGCCGGGGAGUCCCCAGCGCCACCCCAGCCCCCCGAGGAGCUCACCCCCUCUCCGGCCACCCCUGCCCGCAGGCCCCCAAGUCCCCGCAGGUCCCACCGUCCCCGCAGGAAUUCCCUGGACGGAGGGGGUCGGUCCCGGGGAGGGGGUUCUGCACAGCCCGAACCCCAGCACUUCCAGCCCAAAAAGCACAACUAUUAUCCCCAGCAGCCCCAACCAUACCCAGCCCAGAGGCCCCCAGGGCCACGCUACCCCCCAUACACUACGCCCCCGCGGAUGAGACGGCAGCGCUCAGCCCCUGACCUCAAGGAGAGUGGGGCGGCCGUGUGAGCCCCGCAUCUUGGGCAGAGAGGGCCUGGCAGAGCCCCUCGCUGGGAGGAGAUGCUGCUUCCCCAGAAGCCCUGGGGCAGGAGGCCCUAGAGACCAGAGAGAAGGUCCGAGUAGGUGAUAGAAGAUGUAGGGGUAACUGGGCCGGAGGCUGAGGGAGGAAGGAAGAGGGCACGGAGCUGCCAGGAGCGAACCAAAGUGAAGGAGAGCGAUGGGAAGCUGCCUCGGGGCUGCCCCUUGCCGGGGUGGGGGGGUCCCACAAACGCUGCUAGGGUGGGUGGGGGGCUGGGGUGCCGCGUAGUCGAUGUUUGACUUUCUUUUCAAGUGGGGGCAAAGGGGAGAGAACCUAGAGGGGGGUGAGGUCUCCCCCCUCCUGGCCCUGUCUGUCUGUCCGUCUGUGGUGGGAUUCUGUUUCCAGGGAGGUGUGGUGGGGUCAUAAGUCAUUCCUCUCCCCUUUCAGGCCUCCUGCUAUAUUUGGGGGACCUGUCUGGCGUCUGGUUUGCCUGGGGUCCUUGAGGAUGUGGGACCUUUCAAUAAAGGAUGGAAAACAGA
Messenger RNA from Physeter macrocephalus (sperm whale), 2376 nucleotides. RefSeq names its product kinesin-like protein KIF1C. NCBI's taxonomy places the organism in Eukaryota, Metazoa, Chordata, Mammalia, Artiodactyla, Physeteridae. The transcript has 7 exons. The record is from RefSeq and is a predicted model, not a curated record. Gene Ontology annotation, molecular function: protein binding. The annotation marks the transcript as partial.